Molecule: messenger RNA, 1986 nt
Organism: Ceraceosorus bombacis
Lineage: Eukaryota; Fungi; Basidiomycota; Exobasidiomycetes; Ceraceosorales; Ceraceosoraceae
Source: the annotation of a GenBank genome assembly
AUGAAGCACCUCGUCGAUGAUGGUUCUCUGCAGCGCAACUGCAUCGUGCGCGUCGAGCAGUACUCGGCCAGCAAUGUCCAGACGCGACGCAUCCUCAUCCUCUUGACGCUCUCCGUCAUCCAGGCACCGCCAGCCGAAGGUCGCUUGGGAGAUCCAGUCAGCUAUGAAGGCGCUACCACGGGAGGCGCAGUCGGUGCCCCUGCCGCCGCUUCUGCUUCUGCGGCACCUGCUGCGAAUGGCGGUGGCGGCGGCUCGGCUGUCAAACGAGAGGUAAAGACGUACGCGCAGCAGCAACCUCAAGGCACCAUUCGAGCCGCACCGGCGAGGAGCGCACCGGCAUCCGGCAUGGCCAUCUACCCCAUCGAGGGUUUGUCGCCCUACCAGAACAAGUGGACCAUCAAGGCUCGCGUCACGUCCAAGUCGGAUAUCAAGCACUGGUCCAAUGCGCGCGGAGAUGGAAAGCUAUUUUCCGUCAAUCUCCUCGACGAGAGCGGAGAGAUUAAAGCUACCGGUUUCAACGACGCCGUCGACAAGUACUACCACGUGCUGCAGGACAACAAAGUGUACUUCAUCUCCAAGGCCAAGGUAAACAUCGCCAAGAAACAGUUCAGCAACCUCAACAACGAGUACGAGAUUACGUUUGAGCGCGACACGGAAAUUGAAGAGGUGAGUGGGAGUGUGUGUGUAUGCUGGCAUCCACGUGCGCGUGUUCUUGCUCACGCAUCGUGUCCCGCAGUGCACGGCUCCAGAGGGCGUGCCAGAAGUCAAGUACAAUUUCGUGUCCUUUGAUCAAUUGGAAACGGUCGAGCCAAACGAGACGUGCGACAUCAUCGCCGUCGUCGACGACGUCGGCGUGCUUGGCGAAAUCAUAUCCAAGGCCAGCCAAAAACCAGUGGCCAAGAGGGAGCUCAAAUUGGUGGAUCAGUCUGGCAGAUCGGUGCAGAUCACGCUCUGGGGCAAGACGGCAGAGACUUGGGGCACACCGCAAGGUCCCAAUGGUGGUCUAGGGCUCGGCAACGAGGAUAGGCCCAUCAUCGCUCUGAAGGGAGCCAAGGUGUCAGACUUUGGAGGUCGCAGUCUGAGCAUGUUUGCCAGCACCUCGCUCAUGGUCGAUCCAGAUCUGCCCGAAGCGCAUGGUCUGCGUGGCUGGUACGAUGAGGAGGGUAAACGCACCUCGGAGCACGGUGGAUUCAAGGCUUUUGCGAAUGGCCCAGCGGCAACGACGGCAGGCGGUGAUGCGGGUGCGAAUGCGCAGGAGAGGAGGACAAUCGCAGAGGUCAAGGAUCAAGGAUUGGGCAUGCAAUCCGAAAAGCCCGACUAUUUCAACACGAGGGCGACGGUGGUGUACAUCAAACAGGACAAUUUGUUCUACACUGCCUGUCCCUCUGACAAUUGCAACAAAAAGGUCACGCAAGAGAGCGAUGGAUCUUGGAGGUGCGAAAAGUGCGAUCGAGCUUAUCCCUCACCGCAGUACCGGUGAGUCUUUGCUAGCGUGCCGCCCUGCGUGCCCUGCGUGCCCCGCUGACAAGCUCGCCUUGCAGAUACAUUCUCGCGGCCAAUGUGCAAGACUAUUCGGGGCAAAUGUGGCUAAGCGGGUUCAAUGAUAUCGGAGAGCUCCUCAUCGGUCACACUGCCGAUGAGCUCAACGACAUCAAGGUGUGUCGACGUGACGAGAGAGAUGCACGUUGUGGAUGCUGACGGCGCGCGCACGCACUCACAGGAGCAAAACGAAUCGGAGUUCCACUCGAUCUUGCACCGCGCUUCCAACAGGCAGUAUAUCUUCAAUUGCCGUGCCAAGCAGGACACGUUCAAUGUGAGUUGCGGCGGCGCGAAGCGCGUCUUGUUCGCACGCUGAUGCUUGCGGGCGUUUUGCAGGACACGACUCGUGUGAGGUACACGGUCACGCGCGCAAAGGAACUUUCUAGUGCUGCAGAAUUUAGCAAGUUUGGUCUCGAGCUGGCCAACGCCAUCAAGUCCUUGAUGUGA